GAAACCCGGAAGUGUUGCCAGAAACAGAAACAGGGCCGAGUCUGUCUUGUGUUUAGGGCUGUGUUGCGACAUUUCACGCUCUCAUAAGGAGCAGAGCUGAAAGAGGAGACGGAACACUUCACUGGUUUGUCAUUUAGAGUCAUAAAAAUGGGUUUAAAUCGCUUUUUGUUGCAUUGUCUUGUUAUCUGCGUCACAAUGUGGAGCAGCAGCGUGGUGUUGGCCAAAUCAACCCGCAGACCAAACAUUGUUUUGAUCCUCACAGACGACCUGGACAUCGCCAUCGGGGGUCUGACUCCACUCCCCAAGACGAAAAAACUAAUUGGUGAUGCAGGGAUUUCAUUCACCAACGCAUUCGUCGCCAGCCCGCUGUGCUGCCCGAGUCGAGCCAGCAUCCUGACGGGUAAAUACCCCCACAACCACCACGUCAUCAACAACACGUUGGAGGGGAACUGCAGCAGCAAAGCCUGGCAGAAGAGCGAGGAGGCCCACACGUUCCCCGCACUGCUGAGGACGUACAGCGGCUACCAGACCUUCUUCGCUGGGAAAUACCUCAACCAGUAUGGUCACUCAGAGGCCGGUGGAGUGGAGCAUGUUCCUCCAGGCUGGAACUCCUGGGUCGGACUGGAGAAGAACUCUAAAUACUACAACUACACUCUGUCGGUGAACGGAAAGGCCGAGAACCAUGGAGCGGACUACAGCAAAGACUACCUGACAGACGUCCUGGCCAACAGGUCUCUGGACUUCCUCCAGUAUAAAUCAAACUACCAGCCGUUCUUCAUGAUGGUUUCCAUUCCGGCCCCCCACUCCCCUUGGACCGCAGCCCCUCAGUACCAGAACAGCUUCAACACCACCAAGGCUCCCAGAGACCCCAACUUCAACGUCCACGGGAAGGACAAACACUGGUUGAUCAGACAAGCUAAAACCCCCAUGACCAACUCCUCUGUUCAGUUUCUGGAUGAUGCUUUCAGGAAACGGUGGCGCACUCUGCUGUCGGUGGACGACCUGGUGGAGAAAGUAGUGAAGAGUUUGGAGGCCAGAGCUGAACUGGACAACACCUACAUCUUCUUCACCUCCGACAACGGCUACCACACAGGUCAGUUCUCUCUUCCUCUGGAUAAGAGGCAGCUCUACGAGUUCGACAUCAGAGUUCCUCUCAUGGUCAGAGGACCGAACAUCAAGCCCAACCAGACCAGCCAGAUGCUGGUGGCGAACGUCGACCUCGGUCCGACCAUGCUGGACAUCGCCGGCCACGACGUCAACAAGACGCAGAUGGACGGCAUGUCCUUCCUGCCUGUUAUGGAGGGGAAGAUGAACAGCAGCAGCUGGAGAACAGACAUCCUGGUGGAGUACGAAGGAGAAGGAAGCACCGUGUCCGACCCGGCGUGUCCUCUGCUCGGACCGGGCGUCUCUGAGUGUUUCCCAGACUGUGUGUGUGAGGACUCGUACAACAACACAUACGCGUGUGUGCGCACCGUCGCCCCCUCUGCCAACCUGCAGUACUGCGAGUUCGACGAUAAUGAGGUGUUUGUAGAAGUCUACAACGUGACGGCGGACCCCUACCAGCUGACCAACAUCGCCAAGACCAUCGACCAGGAAGUCCUGGAGAAGAUGAACCACCGGCUGAUGAUGCUGCAGUCCUGCUCCGGACAGUCAUGUCGGACACCCGGCGUCUACGAUACAAGGUAUAAAUUCGACCCUCGACAGAUGUUUACGAGCCACAGCUGGCGGCUCAGCAGACUCAGACAGAAGAUGAAGUAAGACGGGCGGAGAUGAAGGAUGGAUGAGGAAGAGGAGGAGGGCUGUGUCCUAUUUUUGUAUUUCGGGCCUUUCCUGCUGUCGUUGCCUUGUUUUCUGGCCUCCUGAGCCGAGUCUCUUUGGAUAAGGAUGAGCAAAGGGACCAGGUGGAGACCGGAGGCCCCUCAGGGUGGAGGGCCCCACCUCUGUAAAGCCUCCACGUCUGGCUGCUGUUUAGUGGGUUUGGGGAAUUAUUCAGAAUGGAUUCACACUCGAAAGCCAUUAAUUCCUGUUUUUCUUGUGAGCGUUGUUGUGAGUUUAAAAUCCUGCAAUCAAGUGACAAAUAUUCGACUUCACUAAUAUUCGUUUUUGUCAUUGUGAGAACAUCAUAUCAAUAAUCCAAACUGUGGCCAGUUCACGGAAGGUUUUUCAUUUUCUCGUCUAGAUAUUGGGUUUUUUCUGCAAUCAGAUGGUCCUCAAGAAUUUCAAUCUUAAUCAAAAAAAAAAAGAA
Anoplopoma fimbria (sablefish) is the source of this 2245-nucleotide messenger RNA. It is a transcript of the gene gnsa, whose product is annotated as glucosamine (N-acetyl)-6-sulfatase a. Gene Ontology annotation, molecular function: N-acetylglucosamine-6-sulfatase activity; glycosaminoglycan binding. The record is from RefSeq and is a predicted model, not a curated record. The coding region runs from base 148 to 1758 and encodes 536 amino acids. The transcript has 14 exons. Gene Ontology annotation, biological process: glycosaminoglycan metabolic process. NCBI's taxonomy places the organism in Eukaryota, Metazoa, Chordata, Actinopteri, Perciformes, Anoplopomatidae.